AUGAUUAUACGUAUUAUUAAUAGUUUAUUAGAAGUUUUAACUCGACCAUAUAUUUAUAUACAAAAAUAUAUUCUUGUUGCAUUUCAAUCACAUUUACCAAUACAUUUUGAUGAAAAAUCAUGGUAUAUUUUAUUUGGUUUUAUGACUUUUUUGGCAUUUAUUGUUGCUUAUAUACUUAGUCGAUAUAUAACAUUACAAGAUGCCGAUGAUGAUCCUGUUUAUCAACGUGCACAAUUUUUUUCCAUGCAAAGAAAACAUCGAAAAGUGACUUGA
Messenger RNA from Rotaria sordida, 273 nucleotides. The record is from the annotation of a GenBank genome assembly. Lineage: Eukaryota; Metazoa; Rotifera; Eurotatoria; Philodinida; Philodinidae.